Ruditapes philippinarum (Manila clam) is the source of this 3065-nucleotide messenger RNA. Its product is annotated as enoyl-[acyl-carrier-protein] reductase, mitochondrial-like. Gene Ontology annotation, biological process: fatty acid metabolic process. Gene Ontology annotation, molecular function: trans-2-enoyl-CoA reductase (NADPH) activity. Gene Ontology annotation, cellular component: mitochondrion. Lineage: Eukaryota; Metazoa; Mollusca; Bivalvia; Venerida; Veneridae. The record is from RefSeq and is a predicted model, not a curated record. The transcript has 2 exons. The coding region runs from base 47 to 1174 and encodes 375 amino acids.
UCAAAAAUAUUCGAGUUGUUCCGAUUAAACCGGACACUCGUGAAAAAUGGCAAAACCUUUCACUAAAAGCGUAUUUAAAUCGUUAUUUCGAAGAAAAGGGUAUGAUAACAAUAACAAAUGUUAUAAGAAGGUCGUAAGGCUAUGUUCAAAUCAUGUAGAUUGCAUGUCAGUUGUUUACAAAGAAUAUGGAGACCCUAACAAAGUAUUGGGAAUUGAAAAGCAUCAGCUGUCAAAGAGACUGAAAGCGAAUGAAGUGAUGGCAAAGAUGUUACUGGCUCCAGUAAAUCCAUCUGAUAUCAAUAUGAUUGAAGGAACUUAUUUUUUGAAGCCUCCUUUACCUGCUGUAGUAGGAAAUGAGGGUGUUGCUGAGAUUCUGGAUGUAGGAGAAAAUGUAAAGUCACUCAAAGUUGGAGACUGGGUAAUCCCUAACCAGGCUGGUUUUGGAACAUGGAGAACACAUAUUGUAACAGAAUGUAAUAUGUUUAAAAAAAUCAGUAAUGAUAUACCCCAACUGAGUGCUGCAACUAUUACUGUUAACCCUUGUACGGCAUACAGAAUGUUAAAAGAUUUUGGUAAUCUUAAACCUGGAGAUGUUGUUAUACAAAACUCGGCUAAUAGUGCUGUUGGACAAAGUGUCAUACAAAUUGCUAAAGCAUGGAAUUUAAGAACAGUAAAUGUUGUUAGAAAUAGAGAUAAUUUAGAACAGCUAGCGGAGCAGUUGAAACAAUUAGGUGCAACACAUGUUGUCACUGAAGAGUUUUUACGCAAACCAGAAAUGAAAGACUUGAUCAAAUCACUUGGUGCUGCUCCCAAAUUGGCAUUGAAUGGUGUAGGAGGGAAAAGUGCAACUGAACUUUUAAGACAUAUUGCUCCUAAAGGAACUAUGGUGACAUAUGGUGGGAUGUCACGUCAGCCUGUAAUUGUUCCUACUGGAGUGUUUAUAUUUAAAGAAGUGACUGCCUUAGGAUUCUGGAAUUCACAGUGGAACAUAGAAAAUGAUACCAGCCCGGAAAGAGACAUAAUGUAUGAAGAAUUAUGCAACAUGAUUAGGGAAUGUAAACUUAUCCCACCACCUUGUGAAAUGUUUCCUUUUGAUAAUUAUGCUGAGGCUGUUGAAAGUGCUAUGAAAGGUUUUGAAGGGAAAAAGAAAGUAAUAUCAAUGCAAGAAUUUUAAAGAAAAUUAUAUUUAAGAAUUAUAAAAAAACAGUAAAUAGAUUUUAAGAUGCAGCAAUGUUAGUACAUAGUAUUAUGCUUCAUGGUUGUUCUUUCUUUGUAGUCAUGUUAAAUGGGUGUCGUGAAAUAGUUUGUAGAAUAAGUAACAUGAAUAAACAAUAAUAAUUCUUGUGGCAUUAAUGUCAAUUAUGAUGUACAUUAAAUUGGUUGUAUCUUUUUUUCUGGGUGCAGUACAUUGAAAUGUUAUUGAAAUUUUUUAUCAAAAAUUUACAUGAAUAUCGAUGAAUUAUAUGUUAUCCCAAUAAAUGUUUGUGUUUUCAGAUAAUGAACUUGUAUAAUUUAGGACAAACAGUGUGGAAAGUAAAAAAAUGAUAUCCAGAGCCAAUUUAUUAUUAUAAGUUACUUCCCUUUAGUAAUAUCUACACAAUUUUAUACAUAAUAAGACUACACCAUCAUCUUUUAAAAUAUAAGUUAGUAUAUAUACAUUUAGGAUCUUAGUGAUUUCAUGAAAAAUGUCAAAGUUCUUUAAUUUAUUUUAACAUGCUAUUCUUACAAUUAGCAUUGCUAAAAAUAUGAUCUGAUCUAAUUGGAUCAUUUGAGCAUAAAAUCAUAUCCUUUACUAUUUUUCAUGACAAUGCUUAAUUUAGUGGACUUUGUAUCACAGUAAGUAGAUAUCAAAUUUAUUUCCACUUGUUUCAGGACAUUAGUGGUAAUCAAUUCAUUGAAUCAUGUUUUCACUGAAUGACUGCAAUCACCGCCCUGUGUUGAAAUAAAUGAAAUUAGCUUCUUAAGAUUUCUGGUUAGUCAAUAGCUACAAAUAGUGGAAUGUGGAAGUUGUUGAGUAGGUUCAAGCUGAAUUAUACGUGCAACAUGUCUAUUCAAGUAAUAUAAACAAUUAUCCCCCCUUCAAAGAAUUGGGGGUAUAUUGGUUUGCAUUUGUCUGUCAGUAGGUCUGUUGGUCCGUAGACUAAAUGGUUUCCGAUCAAAAAAUAAAAACAUUUAGGCCUAGCAACUUCAAACUUGGUAUGGGGAUUGUUCAUGACCAGUAGAUGACCGCUAUAGAUUUUACGGUCAAGGGGUCAAAGGCUAAGGUCACAUUGACCUUGUAGGUAAAAAUGGUUUCUGAUCAAUAACUAAAGAAUGCUUAGGCCUAGGAACUUCAAACAUGGUAUGGUGAUUGUUUAUGACCAGUAGAAGACCCCUAUUGAUUUUGGGGUCGCAGUAUUGAACCCCAGAAAAAAGUAACCAGUGUACGAGUAUCUGAAUAUGAUUUUUCUAUCGUUAUCUCAUUCCCUGUUGUCGCAGAAAAAAUGAACCAAUCAAUAGACAUGCUCUGGAGAGUGGAUAACUAAUACCUGAAAUCCAGAUGAGGCUCUUUGCAUGUAAAUGUAAAAGAUUUAACCCCAAACUAUGAUACAAAGAUUGUUUGGAUGUAUUAUUAUGCAUCCCUUCAAGAAAGUGGGGGUAUAUUGGUCUGUAGACCAAAUGGUGUCCGAUUAAAAACUAAAGAACGCUUAGGCUUAGGAACUUAAAACUUAGUAUGGAGAUUGUUCAUGACCAGUAGAUGACCCCUAUUGAUUUUGGGGUCAAGGUCAUAUUGACCUUGUAGGUAAAAACGGUUUUCGAUGAAUAACUUUACAACCCAGACUCUUGGCCCUCAAUCUACAUAGGUGCAUUGGUCAGUAGAAACUGCUUAAGUCACAUUUUAAAACCUCACUCUGGCACUUUAUAUGAGGGGAAAAGUCAAGCAAGCUUAGUUAUCAAUUAUACUGGCACAAAUUUUAACCACAAUUGAAUUGGUACAUGUAUUAAAAUUUAAAAUUGAUCUGUUUAGCAAAUAAAAACCAAACAUUUGACACUCUUAUUCUUUAAUAUUCACUUUAUUGAUAAUA